AUGUCCAACACCUUGAACUGGUCUCUCCCCAAAGAGAAAGCUCUUGUAUCCUUCUUCCACAACAACUGCACAGAAGUGGAGGAUAAUGGUAGUUUCAAAGGUCCUGAAUUUGCUAGGGCUGUCAAGCAUGUUCACAAGCAGUGCUCUGGCUCUAUGAAGGAUGUCAAGAGCAUCCAAAACAAGUGGCAGUCACUCUGCAAGACUCUUUGUGUUGUUGUCACAAUCAUGGGGGUCUCUGGCUUCCAUUGGAAUGAUGAGAAUGGUGUGAAUAUUGAUGCCUCAACUGCCCUCAUUUGGAAGGAGUACAUCAAAGUUCACACCAAGGCAAAGCCCUUCCACAACCAUAGAUGGGCCUCAACUGCAACCACUUCCAAGCAAUCCCAGGCUGCUGAUGACAACAACACCUCUGAUUCUGAUUAG
This is a messenger RNA of Cyclocybe aegerita, 420 nucleotides long. Lineage: Eukaryota; Fungi; Basidiomycota; Agaricomycetes; Agaricales; Hemipholiotaceae. The record is from the annotation of a GenBank genome assembly.